AGUUUGAGGAAAUUUGGUGAAUUAACCCUAAAACAAGUAAAAAAAUAAAAACUGUCACAUCACUUCCUAAGCACCAAAUCCACCAAAAACCAAAAUUUCAUGGAGAUUUUGAGGUUGAUUUUUUAUUAGGAUAAAAUUCAGCGAGAUUUGAAUAGUUAGAGCUUACUCUUUUGGUUUUGAUCUAAUUAAUUGAGAAUGUGAAGUUUUCAUAGGUUUCUCCGGAAAAAAAAAGUGUUUAUUUUCCAUGGAAGAGAAAAAAGGUUAUAAAGGAAGUUUAGUAGUUUCUUCAAAUCCCAAAGCACUUCCCAGGAGUAGUUAUAGGCAAAUAACUGCGAUAAGGAAUCGUAGAAAUGUUAAGGGUGCAGCAGGUCAUGUAGCGAUAUUUUUGCUCAAAGUUGCUGCAUUAGAAACAGUUAGGCGGGUCUCAAAGGCCAAGUGUCCCUUUUUAUGGCGCGGUUUUCAGGCUCUGCAAGUUAUUUGCUAUCCGCCCUUUAACUUUUUCCAGAAAUGGGUUCCCUUUAAGGGUUUGGUUAAAGGAAUGCAGAUGUUGUCGAGGCCGCUAUUGGUGCUUUCAAUCGCGACAUCGCUUUCUGAUCAAGAAGAGUUAGUUGGCGAAGCCUCGGUGCGUAGAAGUGGUCCUCUGGUGAAUACAGAAUCGCAUUCCGAGGAACCCUCUUUGCAGCCGGCCUUGGAUGCAAGUAAUCAUGAAGCUUCCCAAAAUCUGGAGUGUGAAAGCUGGUUGGGUAAACUCCACAAGGAGCUGGAAAAUCAAGGAAUUAGUUUACCAGAGAGAAUCAAUUAUGAAGAUCUACGUAGAUUUUAUACAGCUGCAAAUGGUGACUUUGUAGUUUUCCUAUCAUCGAUUAAAAAGACAAUCAAAUGGAGGGAGACAUAUAGAAUUCUUUCUCCAGAAGAGCUUGAGACAUGGGCGAACAUGGUAUUCUGGCAUGGAUAUGAUCUCAUGCACCGACCUUGUCUCAUAGUACGGCUUGGGCUAGCUUGCUCCUGCUUGCCAUCUCAUGACAGGCCUCGUUUUGCUCAGGCAGUCAUAUCUCAAGUUGAGCACGGAAUCAUGUAUUUAGUUAGUCCAGAGAAUCCUGAAGUUACAGUAUUAGUGGACUGUGAAGGAUUAUCCCCUUUCAAAAUUCCCAUGCAAGUAAUGAGAUCAUGUUCUUCCCUCUUGCAAGACCACUACCCCAACCGUCUUGGCUGUUUAUUUGUUAUACGGCUUCCUCCAGUUGUUCGUGUCAUUGCUCAGACUUUUAUUCAGGUUUUGAAACCAACUACAAGGAAAAAGUUAAAAAUUGGAGGAGAAACGUACCGCAAAAUUCUCUUGGAGAAUGUUCAGACACUCCCAUCAUAUCUAGGUGGAGACUGUAGAUGCACAAAAUGUUUAAAUAUUGGUAUGGAUGUGAAGCGUCCACGCAUAGACCAGUUGAACAAGUUACAGACAAAUGAAGGUGUUAGUGACAGUGAGGAUACAUCUGAACUUGAUCUGAUUUGUCAGGAUGAUAUUGACCCGAGUUGGAGCUAUGACCAGGUAUUGAGAACUGCCAUAAUAGGUCUGCUCAUGUUUUGGGUUCUUAUAGCUGUCAUGGCAGGAUUAUCUGAUCCUGAAUUUCAAUCUCAAUAAGAUGAAAGUGGUGCUCUUUCUAUUACAGUCCAUCCAGUUCUUUUCUUUUUCAAGCCUCUGAGUGGUUUGAUAGUUUGAAUGUGUCCAUUGUCCCCAUUGUGUUUAUAUAUUUUCUGCCUGAAAUUUGAUGCUGUAUUAGGAAAACUAGGUUCUUUUGAUCGUUGGAGCUCUAUAUCGUUGUCCAUAUGAAGUUUUAUAUAAGGUUAAUAAGUUAUUGUCAUAUUCUUAA
Molecule: messenger RNA, 1862 nt
Organism: Gossypium raimondii (Peruvian cotton)
Lineage: Eukaryota; Viridiplantae; Streptophyta; Magnoliopsida; Malvales; Malvaceae
Exons: 7
Coding region: 245-1633 (462 amino acids)
Source: RefSeq, a predicted model, not a curated record